AUGGGUGUUAACGUUUCUUGGAGAAUUAUCCUUUGGGCUCUACUAGUUUUACUGUUUGCUAAAGACAGUAAUGCAAGGAAGAUAACUCACAUAAGAGGGGAAGUACUGGAUGGUGAUACAAAUGGUCUGCAACACAAUCGAGAAAUGCCUGAUUUGCGACAACUUUCCAAGGAUGAUCAUCAGCUAAUCAAGCAUGGUAAGGAUGAUGAUCAUCAAAAGCAUGCACAUGCUCAUCUAUCAUCUCAUAUGGAUCACAUGGACCCUUCAGACAAGAUUUUCUUCACCAUGAAAGAUCUAAAAGUUGGAAAAACACUUCCAAUUUACUUCUCCUAUAGAGACCCUUCUACUUCUCCUUAUCUGAUAGCUAGAGAAGAAGCCAAUUCAAUUCCUUUCACUUUAGCAAAAUUACCGUACCUUCUUGAAUUUUUCUCUUUGUCCAAAGAAUCUCCUCAAGCCAAAGCCAUGGAAUAUACACUAGGACAGUGUGAACUUGAACCCAUGGAAGGAGAGACCAAGUUCUGUGCUACUUCCUUAGAAUCCAUGCUUGAUUUUGCACAGACCACCUUUGGAUUGGAUACCAAAGUAAAAGCUUUGACUACCAACCAUCUUAGAAAGCCAGUUCCAGCUUUAAAAAACUACACCAUUUUGGAAGAUCCUAAAGAGAUCUUGGCACCAAAAAUGAUAGGAUGUCAUACUAUGCCUUACCCUUAUGUAGUUUACUAUUGCCAUAGCCAAGAAGGUGGGAACAAGCUAUUUGAGAUUUCACUUGGAAGUGAACAUGGAGAUAGAGUCCAAGCUACCGGUGUUUGCCACAUGGACACCUCUCAAUGGGAUCCAGAUAACCCAUCGUUUCGUGUGCUGAAGAUAAAGCCUGGAACUGCCCCUGUGUGCCAUUUUUUUCCAGCAGAUAACAUAGUUUGGGUGCCUUUAAUUUGA
Dovyalis caffra is the source of this 936-nucleotide messenger RNA. NCBI's taxonomy places the organism in Eukaryota, Viridiplantae, Streptophyta, Magnoliopsida, Malpighiales, Salicaceae. The record is from the annotation of a GenBank genome assembly.